Messenger RNA from Anneissia japonica, 2179 nucleotides. RefSeq names its product very-long-chain 3-oxoacyl-CoA reductase-like. Bases 64 to 1329 code for a protein of 421 amino acids. Gene Ontology annotation, cellular component: endoplasmic reticulum. Gene Ontology annotation, molecular function: oxidoreductase activity. The transcript is spliced from 11 exons. Lineage: Eukaryota; Metazoa; Echinodermata; Crinoidea; Comatulida; Comatulidae. The record is from RefSeq and is a predicted model, not a curated record.
AGAGGACUUGUGACCUACCUAUUUUUGUCGUCGCGUUGCAACGGCACAUGUUUAGCAAGGAAAAUGGGUACUGAAAUCACCAGUAAAAUUUUCGGGGAGUAUAAUAGAAUAUUUGCAGCUGUCGGAGCAGCUACUAUAUGCUAUCUUACUUUCAAGAUAGUUUCAUCAGUUCUUCGUGGGCUAAAAGCGUACUACGUUAGUCGUACUUUAGGCCUAAAUGCAAAUUUAGCCAAGCUCGGAAAGUGGGCGGUUGUGACUGGAGCUACCGAUGGUAUUGGCAAAGCAUACGCUGAGCAGCUUGCUAAAUUGGGGUUAAACAUAGUGCUCAUAAGUAGAACAUUGUCAAAACUGCAAGCAACAGCAUCUGAAAUAGGUCACAGUGGCCAGACAAUUGUUGACAUGUUGAAUUGUAACUGUUUGUCGAUGGCAAUGAUGACGCAAAUAUGUCUUCCACAAAUGCAGCAGAGGAGGAAAGGAGCUGUCAUUAAUAUCUCCUCUGCGUCGGGAUUAACACCAUGUCCAUUGUUAACUGUUUACUCAGCAACUAAGGAGAGAGGUAUACCAGAUGCCUCUGACACUGAUACGCAACUUCUGGUGGAGGCAGAUGUUCAUCAGGAAGAUACUAGUUACAUACAGGAGGACCAGGAUGUUCAGGACGAAGAGCACAGUAUGAAUCAAGACAACGAUGAAACUGGCUCGAGCCCUAGCCCUUCGCCUUCAGCUGUAGAUACCUCAUCUGAGAACAGGCCUAAAGAUUCCACAAAAAAAAGAGGGAGCAGGCUUAUGCAUUCACCGAACAGAAAUGGUAUUGUGACAAUAGCUGUUUGUAUAUCAAAAGACACGGAGACUUCAAAAAUGCUGACAAAAAGCGCCGUCUUAUGGAAGAGAAAGCCAAUUCAUUUGAUCCUCUAUGCACUUUUACUGACCCGUGCCGAUGAAUUGGCCAAAAUCCGCAAAGAAAUGUCUCCACACGAGCAGCAGGAUGAGACGUACAUGGGGUAUAUGAAAACACAGAUACAACUUAUCCCAUGUGAAAACUGGUACCAGUUUACAAUAGACAACAUGAGGCUGUCGGUUACCCCGUUCUUUGUAUCAACUAAACUGAGCAAAAUGAGGAAAGCUUCAUGGAUGGUACCUAGCCCUGACACGUAUGUCCCCAGCGCUCUUGGAACUGUCGGUGUCGAGAGCAGAACACUAGGAUGUACAUCUCACGCUCUCCAGCAUUAUGUAUCGGAAUGCUUGCCUGAGAGUAUGAUGAUGUCUUUUACUAUGAACCUCCUUAAAGGUGCUCGAGCAAGAGCUCUCAAGAAGCAAGCCAAAAGCAAUUAAGAUCAGUUACAGAAGCUUUAGAACCGAAAGGGGACCUGAAAUGCGACAAAUCAUAGAUGCAAGGUGCCCAAAAUAUCCACUGAACAUCAAUAAUUCUAAUCUCAGAAACUAAUGAAGUGUAAUAUUAAAUGUGAUUGUUUUGUAUGAAUUUUCAACGUUAAAGAUGAAAAGGACAAAACAUGCUGUGUAAACUAACGAGUAGUCGUUUGAGCAAAAGUAUACAAUGGCUAAAAUGAAAUUGAGUCUUAUUUUAAAAAAUAAAGGAACUGUAGAUACAAAAGAAAUAAGGCACAUAUAAUGUAAACACCUUUAUGUUUAGAGCCAUUAAUAUUUAUCAAUAUUUUACAAUUGUAUCGGAUGUUUCCAUGAUGUUGGAUAGCGAAUCGAAAUACUUGGUUAGUACAGCCCUUGAUAUUAAUAGAAUUAUGGCAGAGUAAUUUAAAUAUAAAUUUUUAUAUAUUAGUAAAAAUUACAUCAUACUAAAACUACUUUCAUAAUUAUGCCAGAGAAAUAAUCAGUUAGUUUUAAGGUCUCCUAAUUAAGGCCACUUUUGGGACCAUGGUUUCCAUGGACUUUAGCAGCUUUGAUCUCUAAUUAGAAUAAUGAAAAUAAGACCGUUGUUGAUUUGCGACCACAGGAAAUUGGUCUUUCAUUGAAGGUUUCUUUAUUGGGAGACCUAUAAUUUUUAAGGCAUACAAAGAUAUCAUACAAUACUGUGCACUGUUUGCAUAAUUGUUGAAAGGCUUGUUUGAGCCCAACAUUUUUACACUUGCUGAAUAAACUUAGAAGAUUAAUUUUAUGAUUAUACAAUGAUAUUACUAAAAAUAAAUAUUGGUUUCUGUGAAACUUA